Rhagoletis pomonella (apple maggot) is the source of this 2085-nucleotide messenger RNA. RefSeq names its product exocyst complex component 8-like. Gene Ontology annotation, biological process: Golgi to plasma membrane transport; exocytosis; intracellular protein localization. Gene Ontology annotation, cellular component: exocyst. The record is from RefSeq and is a predicted model, not a curated record. Lineage: Eukaryota; Metazoa; Arthropoda; Insecta; Diptera; Tephritidae.
UAAACCCGACUUCAGUGUGGACAAAUACACCAAGCAGCUUGUGAAGGAAUGUGUUGGCGGGGCAGAUUUGCAACAGCGCAAGAAGGACAUUCAAGUGUACAGCGACCAGACGUCAGCAACGCUGAAAAAGUCUGUAUACGCCAAUUAUAUGCAAUUUAUCGAAACUGCAAAGGAAAUUUCCCAUCUCGAAUCCGAAAUGUACCAGUUGUCGCAUAUUCUUAUCGAGCAGCGCAACAUACUUGCUUCACUUACAGAUGAGAAAACCCCUGGUAAUACCCAGUCCAAUGAAGAAGGGGAAGAACAGCCUACGCAAGAGGAAGUGGAGAAUAGCCAUGCUACACGCGCUGUAAAGGAAAUGGUGCAGGGUUUCAAUGGCAAUCUUGAGGGCAAAACUUUUCUAAACGAGGGUGCCCUUAUUGAGCUGGAUGCAAAUGAUUAUAGGCCUAUACAGCGAGUAUUUUUCUUUUUAUUCAACGAUGUGCUAAUCGUAUGUAAAGUGAAACAUGAUAAGCGCUUAGAGUUUCUCACAGAGUACGAUCCCAAGAAGAUUGCUGUAAUAAAUAUUAAAGAUUUAGAUGGCGUUCGCAAUGCUAUAAAUAUAAUAACACCAGAUGGCUCAAAGAUUUUUCAAAGUGUCACAGCUGCAGGCAAGACGGAAUGGAUUGAAAAAUUAGAAGUAGCCUUUCGUUUUGAUCAGCAAAAGAAAGCGAACAAAAAGGGUCCAGCGCCACAGCCACCAAAAGCCAGACAAAAAGAUUCACCCAGUGACGCUAAGUCGCUGCUCUCCGAUCUCAGUCCAACUGAAUCUCAAGCUGGCAAAGUAGUAGAAAACUAUGGCCCCGAAUGGAUUGCGAUUGCCAGUGAAGAAAUACAAACACUUAUUGCACAAAGGCAUUUCGAAGAUGCGCAAGCGCUCAUAAAACGUACGCAAGAAUAUUUAACAAAGGAUGCAAAUUUUGUAAAUGCAAAACAAAUCGCCGAGAAGGUGAAGGCACUGGAAACACAACUUACCGAUGUGCUGCUUCAGGAGCUUUCCAAUUGUCACUGUCGCAAUCUGCAGGUGACGCUGCGUGCCUCGCGGCGUUCGCUAAAAAUACUUGUCGAUAUAGGACGCGCACGACAGGCUUGUGGCACGCUACUUAAAGUGGCCACAAUGGCGCUACGCACAGCACAGCGAGAGGCGCGCCGCAAUAACGCAGAAAUAUCUGAGUUAUUCUUCUGUGACUUGACGCAGGUGGCUUGCGAAUUUUUGAGUGCAUUCGAGACACAACCGGCAUGUGUGAGCGCGCUCGUUGUUUGGUGCAAUGCGGAAUUGCAGUACUUUGCCAGUCAACUAAUAAAGCAUUAUCUUACAAAAGGCACACACCUAGACGCUGUUGCAAAGUGUAUUGAGGGCAUACGCAAACCGUGUGCAAAGCUAACUGAAAUCGGCUUGGACCUUUCCUACCAUCUUGAGGGCCUCUUACGCAGCACGCUAGAGUCUUUAAUUGAGGAAUCUCGUGUGCGUUUGCUAGAGACUGUUGGGCGCAGUGAAGACAGCUGGCAGCCGUACAAUUUACAAACCAAAAGCAAUCUUAAGCGUUUGCUAUUGGAAUUAGACGCACUUGGCUUUGAUAUGCGCACACAUACAACUGGCGACACCUGGAUUAACCUUACACAAUCCACAGUGAUGUUUACACGGCAUUAUCUGCAGUUGACGGCGCAAUGCGCCUACUUGGCUAAAAGUGAAGUGCUAUGGCCAAGUUUGGAGGUGCUAUUACGAGAUCUAAUGGUGGCGCAACAAGCAGUAAAGCCGGUGGCGGGCUUGAGUGUCGAUCCUAAUUUUGUGCUGAAGAAUAAACUAUUUCUACUUGAGGAGCUGCUGCCUACUGCAAUUGAUAACUUCCGCCUCAUAAGCGGCAGCGAACGAAAAUGUGAAAUGCUGUUGGAAUUGCAGCGUCAAUUGCGCAAGCAGCUGGCGCCCGUGCCCAAACAACGGAGUGUCUAUCAAACAGAUGUGUUUUAAAGUUUUUACAUUAAGCACAGAACCUAAAGUAUUCUAAACGUUUCCCAAACUUCUAAAUAAAUACAUAAAUUAAAUACGCC